Molecule: messenger RNA, 2118 nt
Organism: Anthostomella pinea
Lineage: Eukaryota; Fungi; Ascomycota; Sordariomycetes; Xylariales; Xylariaceae
Source: the annotation of a GenBank genome assembly
AUGUCGCGGAACGGAGAUAUUAGAGGUUUCUUCAGGCCCGGCCCCGCCAAGCCUCUGUCUCAGGAUCGGACACCCUCAUCACAGCCAUCAUUAGACCUGCCCUCAUCGCCCCGAACCCCGCCGAAACCAGCGCCGAGGGUGCUCAGCCGCACCGACGAGAUCAAGGGGUCCGAUGACGACGAGGGUGACUCGGACGAUUCGCUCGAGUCCAUCUCCGCCUUCAUCGGACAGAGGUCGGGACCUGCCGCGCACCGCCGGGAGCCCAGCACCUUCUCCACCCCGCAGGCCAAACGGAUAGCAUCCGGCGUCCAUCGGUCCCCGCUGACGCUCCAGCCCAAGAAGCACAAGUUUGAUCUCAAGGCCCUGAUCAACCACACCCGGCUGGAGGAACGGAUAGACGAGAGCGCCAAGAGAGCCGAGGACCUCAUCAACGAAGGAGAUGACGAUGAUGAUGUGGCAGAUGCCUCAGACCUCGAGGGUGACCCUAAGCAGUUCCAGGAGGCGGCCAAGGAGCUGCUCAUUGGCGACGAAGAGGAGGCCAAAGGCGACAAAAUCGCUAGGGCCAUGAAGCGCACUAAGGUCGCCGGGACUCGCAAGCGGUGCUACUUCUUCGAACUGGACCAGCCCCUAUUCAAGCCUCCCCGGAGCCCUUUUCCCGAAAAGAAGGCAAAGGGCUGUUGGCAGUGUCUGGUUGAAUCUGUCACACGGGAUCAAGCUUUCAUCCAUGGCCUGCCGUGUGUGCUCGUCUCCAAGGGGAAGGCUCUUCCCGAUGAGUUGUACCAGUGGAUAUUAGACGAGAUGUGUGUCGAGAAGAACGCACAAUUGCGCAUGCAGUAUACCAACGUGAUCAGCAUGAGCAAGGACACCACAUCCCGCCUCAUUAACGAUAUGCAGAUGUACGCCAUGCUUGAGAGGCUUGGGGGACCGAGGUACGCCCGGGAGCACAGCAAAUUCGAGAGCUCAUCCGAAGUCGAGGAGCCGUACCGUGGGCGAGACUGGACGGGGCUGGAGACGUUUCUACAACUACUGGAACGCAUUGCGCCGGACUUGCAGAAAGCCAAUGUCAUCAGCGCUAUCCAGCUCCUGCUACGGAUGAGUCUCGAUCCCAUCGUGUCGACGAUAAACACUGUAGCUGAAAGGCACCUGGCCGCGAUGGACGCUCUGGUCUCAGCCCUGCCCAGGUCCGGGUCUCAAUGGGAUACAGCCUGCGAAGCCAUAUGUUCCUACCUCUACGAGAACAUCGACGACAUCGUGCUACGCGCGCUGCCCAUCACGCUGCUCCCCAAGGCCACCGCGCAGCAGCUCGACCUGCGGCGCCGCCUGGCGGCCGAAUCCCUCUUCCACAGCCCGGGAAUGGGCAGCCGGCCGCUCGAGGGCGUCCUGACGACCGAGCACAUCCGCGACCGGCUGGACGAGCCCGAUUUCAAGAUCCGGCACUCGACCAACUUCGAGGCGCUGCGGGCGCUCAUCGCGCUGCUCGACAUCGUGAUCGGGGACGCGCAGUUCAUGCGCUCGUCGCCUGUUCCUUCUUCUGACACCACCGCCACAUCUACGUCCACUGCCACUACCACUCCCAGCGGCAGCAGGAACAAUAAUACUAACCAUAAUAAUAAAACCGACGAGAAUCAAAACAACAACAAUCACACGAAGAGCACAACCACCAAACCCCGCUCCAACAAAGAACCCUACUCCUCCAACAAGAAACCCUACCACCCCACCGACCGCGCCUUCGACACCGAGAUGGACGCCCUGACCUUCCGCCUGAAAGCAGUGCACGACGCGAUCCUCGACAGCAACCUGGUGUCCCGGAAAGAGGCCAAGGCCGACAUCGACGCCCUGUCGAAGCGGCUCACGUACUCGGUGCGCACGCGGCCGCCGCCCAAGACGGACAUCUUUGAUAUGUAUGAUGAGAAAAAGAGGCGUGAGGAGGAGGAGGCGGAGGAGGAUAAGCCGCGGCAGCGGGCGUUUAUGAAGAGUUGGACAAAGAGGGGAUUGUGGUUGGGGGUGGGGAGGAUGGUGGGGGGGGUAGAUGCGAAGGGGGAGGCAGGUGAGGGUGCGAAUGAGGACGGGAACGGGGAGGAUGGUGCUGAUUCUGCGGACGUGAUGAGCGACUCAUGA